This is a messenger RNA of Abrus precatorius (Indian licorice), 2746 nucleotides long. RefSeq names its product keratin, type II cytoskeletal 1-like. The transcript has 2 exons. The coding region runs from base 268 to 1632 and encodes 454 amino acids. NCBI's taxonomy places the organism in Eukaryota, Viridiplantae, Streptophyta, Magnoliopsida, Fabales, Fabaceae. The record is from RefSeq and is a predicted model, not a curated record.
UUUCUAUAUUUUUUGGAGAAAAUAUAACUGUCCAGGAAAAUCACGCCGAAGCUCCUCUCGCUCGUUCUCUUUUAAUUCCAAUCCCGAAAUCUGUCAAGGUUAAACUUUCGGAUUGAAAAAGAGAGGAAUAAACAUUGAAACGGCUUGUACGAUCUUCGAGUUCUCGAUGCAAUCAGAAUCGAUAUCGGAAAAGGUUUUGGUGCUUGAAGAAGAGGAGGAGGAGGAAGAAGAAGAUAGUGAAAUCGUUACGGUUGGGAUUGGUUUCCGAUGAUUCCUCCGAGAAGGAAGAAAUGGACCGAGGCGGAGGAGAAAACCCUAAUCGACAAGUACGGCGAGAUGGUCGCGGACGGUUCGCUGGCGAAGAUGAGAACUCGCGAGAAGAAGUUCAAACCGAUCGCUUAUCACGUGAAUUCUGUGCACCACCUUCGCGAUCCCGUGGCGUACCCUUGGCAGUGGAGUUGGAAGGACGUUUCGACGAAGGUGCAGAACAUGAGGCACCAGUAUCUGCUGGUGAAGCAGAAGAUCAAGAAGCCAGAGUUUUCGGCAGGGGAUUGCGAUGGGAGUGAGUUUGAUUGGGUAGAAGGACUCACUCAUUGGUCUAACUUUCUUAGGUACAAGGAUGUGUUUGGGGAUGUUGCACUCGUUGGUGGUAGUCAUGGUGGUAAUGAGUUCAUGGUAAUUGCGGAUGGGGAUGGGGACCAUGGAGAUGGGUUUCUUGCUGCUGGUAGCGGCGGCGGGAGUGGCAGUGGUGGUGGUGGGGGAAUGGAUAUGGUUGAAUUUGGUCAGAUGGGUCAUUCCGGGGAUGGAGAUGGGGAUGCAGACGGCGAUUUUGUGGCUGCUAUGGAUGGGGUUGACAAUGAGGUGAUGGGUUUGGGGUUUGAGUAUGAUGCUGAAGAAGGGGAGGUGAAUUAUAAUGGGAGCGGUCAGGUGAGAGAGGAUGCGGAGAAUGGUUUUGUUUAUGAGGAAGGGGAAAUGGCGGGGUCGAACUUGAAGAAGAAGAGGAAAGUGGUGAAGGGGAUGGAAAAGAAGGCGUGGAGGGUUCUUGCUAACCAGCUAGGGCAGUUGAGGGAUAUGGAGGCUCGGUUUGAGCAACGUGAGGUGGAGAGGGAGCGAGAGAGACAGCGGAGGGAAAACUUACGAGUGGAGCUUGAUAAGCAAUGGGAAAAGAAACUGGAGGAAAGGGAAAAGGAGAGGGAGGAGAGAGAGAAGGACAGAGACAAGCUGAGGAGGCAGAAAAUGGUUGAGUGGGAAGCUAUAGAGAAGGAGAAUGAAGAGAUGGAAAGGAAAAGGAGAGAGGAAGAAUUAGUUCAUGAGAGGGAAUGGGAAGAGGGAAUGAAUUGCAGGAGGCUAGAAUGGAAGAAAAGGUUUGACGAGAUGCUGAGCCAGCACCGAGCAGAAAUGGGCCAGAUGCAGACUCGGAUUCUUCAUGAGCAACAAAAUCUCACUAGCCAAUUACUUGGUAUAUUCUCGCAGUGGACUGCCCAACCUGCUGGCUUAUCUGAUCAUACUAGUGCUAGCAACCAUUAUCUUUCACAAAUGAUGCAAAAUUUGCAUCAUGUAAAUGGUAUUGUUCAUGGUGACACUAGGGUUGAGGGAGAUAAUCAAGAAGAUCAAUUCAUUGUUGAUGGAUGAUACAUCUCUGCCAUUUUGUUUAUGUGUGCUGGGGAGUCCUGGAACAUUUCUGUUACAAGAGAUGGUGUAAAGUGCACAUAACUGUUGAAUGCAUUUUUAAUUGUACUUUAUUCGAUUAGGUAUGAUUUGUAUACUGCCUCUAGUUUAUAAUAUUUUAGUGUAACUAAUUGAUAUAAAUAAUGCUUUUUGUUUCUUGUUUUCAUCUGUAUUGCACUAUGAGACUGCGAGUGUAAAGGUCACAUUUUUUGUCCUAUACAUCUUUUAAUGCUUCUAUUGAAACAAUCUAUUAUUUGAAUCUUCUAAUAUGUACUACAAUCUAGGAGUAAUUUUCUGUUACUUCUUUAAUGUUGUAAUGCUAAUGAAACAGGAGAUCUAGACUCUGGAGUGGUAUAUUCAUCCUUUGUUAUUUUUUCCUGCCAUACUUUAACUAAUUUCAUAUCCUAUAUAUAUACAUUCUUUCUAUGUAUUCAGUAUAAGUUAAUUCUGGCCUUGUUUUCAGCUUUAUGCACAGGUCAGAUGUGUUACUAUGUGUUUGGUACAGUGAAAAUUUAAAGGUUCUACAUGCAGGAAAGAAAUUGAGAGAUGUAUUUUGACUUGUCGUAUUUUUAAUUCUACAUUUUCUUUCUUACACUUUUACAGAGUUCACCUGUACUACUCUUGCAUGUAAUCCUUGAAUCUGCUGUGUAAUCUUAUGUUACUGUAUCUUCAUAUAUUGAUUGUAUAGACACAUCUCGUGCCUUGACAGAAAAUAUUCUUUUUAUACCCACCUGUCGCAGUAUGCUUAAAACGGUCUAGUUAUAUCUUGCAAAUGUUAGCAUAGCAUUGACAAGCUCUAAAAUGAUAGGGACAAUGAGCAACUAUGAAGAAAGUACAGCCACCUCCAAAUAAAGACAACUGUUUUUCUGCGGCGGAGUUGUGUAAGAUUCAAAUUUCAUACAUGCUCCCAAGUGCAUGCCGAACUUCUCACGAGCCACGCAUAGAAAACAAGAAUCUUUGCGUGCUUCACUGGAAGAGUCCUGUGAAUCCGUUUUGAGAUAAACCUGGAAAUUUGAAAUAUUUACUGUGUUGGAGUGUCUUACUGAUUUAAUGUAAAGUCCAACGUGUUUGAGUUGAA